This is a messenger RNA of Rhipicephalus microplus (southern cattle tick), 2569 nucleotides long. Its product is annotated as putative ferric-chelate reductase 1 homolog. Lineage: Eukaryota; Metazoa; Arthropoda; Arachnida; Ixodida; Ixodidae. The record is from RefSeq and is a predicted model, not a curated record. Gene Ontology annotation, cellular component: membrane.
AUGAAAGUGAGGCUCACCGGCACCUUCAAGGGCUACUUGAUUCAGGCGAGGAAGGCCGAUGAUGUCGACACCAUGGUGCCGGGAAAGUUCGUCGUCGAGGCCAACUCCAGCCGCACGAGCGACUGCGGCGGAGAAGAAGCGACGGCGUUGACUCACAAGGACGGAGAGGUGAAGAGCCAGGUGACGACCACGUGGAUACCGCCCUCCAACUGGGAAGGCCAGAUCGUUUUCCGUGCCACGGUAGUGCUAGAUUAUGACAACUACGUGGAACGCAUCUUCUCAGCUCCCGUCUCAAUUCAGAGGUCCAGCUUCGAUACGGGAAAAAAAGGGGAGGCAGCAACCACACCGGCGACCAAUGCGGCGUACUCCGGCUGUGGCCAGACGAUGGGCUGCUUCGGCACACCUAAGGGCUGCCUGUCCCGCGGCACCUGCUCCCUGCUGCUCACUUAUGUCGCUCGCGGCGACGGUGUUGACUACGAGCUCACUGCACCAGCGCGCCACGAGAACAUGUGGAUCGCCGCCGGCAUCUCCGAGACGCCCAGCAUGGAUAUGGCAAGUGUGGUGGAGUGCCUGCGCAACAAAGGAGUGAUGUCAAUGCGAGAGUCUUGGAACACUGACAGCAAGAAAAACAUCCUCAUUCAAACUCCCGGCCUGACGUUUGUCAAGCGCGACUACCACGAUGGCAUGCUUCGUUGCUCCUGGCACCGCGCUCACGUGACGAGUGUGCGGAAGACCACUUUCAACACUGCGACCAACAGUUACCACUUGCUCCUGGCAGCUGGACUGUUUGAGGGAAACACUGAUGUUAAGAAAGAACAUUAUGAACGGGAUUACACCAAGGCUCCUGUGAACCUGAAGGCCAUGCAGGUUGCUUUGGGUGGGGCUGGCUCUGACAUUUUCAUCAAGCUUCAUGGCUCUUUGAUGAUUGUUGCCUGGAUACUGCUUGUCAGCGUGGGCAUCCUUCUUGCCAGGCACUACAAGAAUGUUUGGGAGGCCACCACAGUAUGUGGCGUGAAGCCAUGGUUCGCUUUCCAUCGUGUGUUGAUGAUGCUAGCAGUGACCAUGAUGAUUGCAGCCCUUGUGUUGAUCUUCUACAGGGUCGGCCAGUGGAGCGUGACCGAAAAUCCUCAUCCAAUCUUGGGCAUUGUCUGCUCAGUCUUAGGAUUCCUCCAGCCCAUCAUGGCACUCUUUCGGUGCCAUCCCCAUGAAGACAACAGGUACAUCUUCAAUUGGGCUCACUGGUUCAAUGGAAACGCUGCCCAAAUUGUGGCAGUGGCCACCAUAUUCUUCGCCGCGGCUCUCGAGAAGGCACAGCUCAAGGGUGCCGACUGGUUCAUCUACAUCCUUGCGGCUUUUGUUGGAUUCCACGUACUAGUGCACAUCAUCAUGCAGAUCCACUCUGCGCUCAUGUCUAAGAAAGUGGCUUCCAAUGACAUAAAGAUGCAAGACAGGUCAGCUGCGAAUGGUGUUCACGCAGUAGAGCCAGGCCUCGAUAUGGAGCCUCCAGCAACGGAUGCCCCGGGAGGUGGCUUCCGACGGUUCAUGCUCGGAAUCUACCUCGUUGUUGCCAUACUCGUAGUAGCGGCACUGGUCUCUACCAUCUGGUUUGCUUCUGCACCAUGAAAACAUUGAUGAGGUCAUAGAGUGUCAAGAGAGAGAACGAGAGGAGGCUGUGUCGCCACGCUUAUGGAUCACAGUGAGAAAACCGUACAGCUGGCUGGCCCUACACACAGACCGCACAUAAACAAAGAACACAGACCUAGCUGGACUAUAUGAUGGUCUGUCUAUAUGCGAACCGGUUUGUGGAUUGUCCUCAGCCAGUCGAGCUAUCACCGUCACCACCUGUGCCUCAUCUCACAGUGGUCAAGUGCCUCCAGAGGCUGGUGGAGAACAAAGCCGAAACGUCCUUCAUUCAUAUCAACAAAACGUUUCACCAAGAUAAUACACACAAGAAACCCUAGCACAUCCGGCUGCCUUUGGACAUGAAUAGUGCCAAUGCUUCGUAUCAAGGAAGCUCUCUCGUGUGUGUGUGCAUUUGUUAUUUGCAAGACUUUUCGAACAAUUUUCUUGUGUAUUGUUAGUCUACUUUAUUUUGUGCUGAUGUAUGUGCUUAUCUUGUUUUCUUUUAAUGCUAAUCAAGUGUGUAACGUUCCAGUGAACGAAGUCCCCCAGUAUACGUUACCUUUUUAUGAAACGCUGUGGCCUCGAAUAGUCCUUACAUAGUGAUUUUGAUGCGUUGUAUUUUUUUGUUCGCCUGUAACAAUACCUUCGCUGUUUUUGAGGUCCUGCUUUCUGCUUAGAAAGCAGAAGUGCAUGGCAUUUAGUUUUUUAAUAUUUUUAGUGCUUCUACCUCAUCUCUAAAAAUGUUUAUAUAUGACUUAGCAAGCCUAACAAUUUUAUCAGCUGUAGUUUUAUAUUAUUGAGCUUUGCUUCGCAGCUAGAAGAUGGUGCUUACACCUAGAGUAUUGUAUAUAUAAUGGAGCAAACUUCUCUACCAACGGGAAUGCAGAUAAUGAUGUAAAUAAGCGAGUAAUAUAUUGUGUUAAUAAAUAGUUGUUUUCUUUUUUAA